Molecule: messenger RNA, 510 nt
Organism: Nannizzia gypsea CBS 118893
Lineage: Eukaryota; Fungi; Ascomycota; Eurotiomycetes; Onygenales; Arthrodermataceae
Exons: 2
Coding region: 1-510 (169 amino acids)
Source: RefSeq, a predicted model, not a curated record
AUGUUUGCUUGCUGUCUCUUCCCUUACUGCUGUCACUGCCGCCGUCCUUGCUCUCUGUUGAUCUGGUUUGGUACUCUUGCCAAAGCCCACUUCGUCUCCCCCACUGUCCCCCGCGCACAUGACGUUGCGGGUUCUCCCGACAAGGAAUCGCUUUCGCCGAGAAUUUCCGACGUGGAGAUUCGGAGGCGACAAGCGACGGCGGCGGCGGCGACGACGAUGAUGAGAAGAGGAAUAGAAGACGGUGGAGAGAAGCUGGAGAAGAAGAGAGAUGGAGACGGAGAAGUCAAGCCACUUUUGUCAAACGCAGCCUCCGGGAACAUGGAGUCUGGAGUUUAUAGGGUAUAUAAUAAGGGGUUGCCCCUUUUCGCCAGCAUGCCACAGCCGAAGGAAGAAGCAGACAAGCAGACAAGAAGACAACAUGAACAUAGGAAGGACACAAGCAAUUCAUGCAAGGAAGGGGCUCCCUUACUCUGGACGACUAAGCGGAUGAUCCACGCUCUAUGUGAAUGA